CGCCGCCUGCAGCGUCAUCUUCACGGCUGCUGUGACGGCCCCCACCAAGCGAUGACAGUACGCGUGGACAUCCACCCUCAGGUGUCUUGGCUAAGCGUGAAGAAAUGGAAAAGAAGAAGCCCCACGAUAGGUGACGCUGGGUGGGGAGGUCACCAGAUCCAGCCGGUUGAAUAUAUCCGCAUGCAUCGAUGAAGGAGAAUGUAUAAGAUAUAGACUCUCCUCGACCAUUCCGGUCGAUCUCGUCAACCUAAUCUCUAUUCCUCAUAUUGAUCGAGUUCAUCUCUGACGGAAAUGAAAUUCCUCCUCCUCACCACCGCCUACCUGCUCAGCAGCACCACGCUGGCCGCCCCCGGCUCCAGGCUUGCAGAGCGCCUCCACCGACGGUCCCUCUUGCGGCAAACACACGCACUAGACCCUAGUCCAAACGCCACGCAAGAAGACGACGGCGACGGGGGACAGUUCCGCAAGGCGGGUGCCAAUGUCGCCUACAGCAAUAACUGGGCGGGCGCCGUGCGCGAGAAGCCCCCACCCGAGGGCCCCUACACGGCUGUCACAGCGACGUUUGCCGUCCCCGCGCCGACGGCCGUCAGCGGGCAAGAGACCGAGGCUGGCUCCGCGUGGGUGGGCAUCGACGGCGACACGUACAGCGCGGCGAUCUUGCAGACGGGGGUAGACUUUUACGACGAGGGCGGCAAGACGCGCAACAAUGCCUGGUUCGAGUGGUACCCGGAACACGCGGUGGACUUUGAGGAGUUAACUGUCAACACGGGCGAUGUGAUCGUUGCCAUCGUGGAGUCGUUCUCGCCGUAUCGCGGCUUGGCUGUGAUUGAGAAUCGGUCGACGGGCAAGAAGGUCAGUCGGGUGGUGAGUGCGCCCAAUGCGCAGGCGACGCUGAAGGGCGAGAACGCCGACUGGGUCGUCGAGGAUUUCCAGGCGGGUGAGUCGAUGGUUGCGUUGGCCGACUUCAGCGAGGUUGUCUUCUGGGGUGUCGAGGCCAGGGCGGGUGGACGGCGGUUUAAUGCGGAUGGCGCGACGGUGAUCGAGUUGCAGCAGGGGGAUAAGAUCUUGACGGAGGUUACGGCGCAGGGGGACCUGGUGUCGGUGAAGUAUAAGUCAUUCUGAUCAGGGGUAUCAUGUAUCUUCUUGGUGUCUUUGGUGUCUUUGGUGUAUACGAUGGAGAGCUCGGGCUGCAUUACCCCGAGCCCCGCUUGAUAUGCG
Molecule: messenger RNA, 1218 nt
Organism: Aspergillus candidus
Lineage: Eukaryota; Fungi; Ascomycota; Eurotiomycetes; Eurotiales; Aspergillaceae
Product: A4/G1 family peptidase
Exons: 1
Coding region: 292-1122 (276 amino acids)
Biological process (GO): proteolysis
Molecular function (GO): glutamic-type endopeptidase activity
Source: RefSeq, a predicted model, not a curated record